Spizellomyces punctatus DAOM BR117 is the source of this 1749-nucleotide messenger RNA. RefSeq lists its product as uncharacterized. Gene Ontology annotation, cellular component: endoplasmic reticulum; membrane. The transcript has a single exon. Lineage: Eukaryota; Fungi; Chytridiomycota; Chytridiomycetes; Spizellomycetales; Spizellomycetaceae. The coding region runs from base 255 to 1373 and encodes 372 amino acids. Gene Ontology annotation, biological process: lipid homeostasis. The record is from RefSeq and is a predicted model, not a curated record.
CUGUCGGCCCUUUUGCGACCCUCAUUUCGGCCCCUCGGGCUGCCGCGUUUUUGUGGGCUUGGGGGAGACUUGUUCAUUUUGUUUUUCUUUUUUUAGAACCGUUUUUUACGCUUAAAGAGCAGAGGCAGCCCAAAAGGAAGCGGACAGGAUAGCUCUUUUGUUGGUUGUUUUCUAUUCUAUCGCAAUACCCUUUGACACGGGGAUAUUCGCUGCCCAGUGUCAUCUCGUUCAUAUCACACUAACUUGAGACAACGAUGCUCCAACUUCUUUCCACUGUUGACCGCUAUCAGCACUCGACGAUCACGAAUCCUAGCCUUGCUUUUCCCCACCUCGUCGUCUCCUGGGCUUCUCUUUUCUUUAUUGCCUACAAGGUUGCCCGGAGACUUCUAACGCCGACAGCACCAUACUCUCUCCCUUUCCUGCCGCUCACAGCUUCCCCACAGUCAGUAGAAGAAUGGGCGAAUAGGACUGUAUCAAUCGUGCAUGCUUUGCUUGCUUGUUGUGGGUGUGUGCAUUGGGUCAUUGCGGAAAAGCACCUGUUGGUUCGGCCAGAGGACUAUGGGUAUCUCCGCUCGAACGUGUGUGAUUUUUACCUCGGCGUCACGCUCGGCUAUCUCCUCUUUGAUCUCCUCCGACUCUGUUACUACCGCUUUCUCGUUCUUGCAAAUCAAUCGCUCACCUCGGCGCCGGUCACAUCCAUGUUCAUCCACCACGCCGUCAUCAUUGUUGCAUAUUAUCUCGGCGUGACAUACCACUAUGGAACAUUCUACAUGGGCCUGCUCCUUAAUAAUGAAAUCACUACACCGUUCUUGAAUGUGCGAUUUCUGAUGGCUGAGAGGGGUUGGAAGACAGGGAAUGCGUACAAGUUGAACGAAGCGGCUUUUGUGAUUGGAUUCUUUAUCAGUAGGGUAUUGGGGAACAUUUGGAUAUUAUGGCACAUGCAGACCCAUUUGCGGUAUUUCGCACCCGUGGCGACGAAUCAAGGCCUCCCUAUUCCCAUUUUCUACCUCCUUCCCGUCCUCGCGUAUGCCCACGGUGCGCUCCAAUUCUACUGGUUCGCCCUUCUCAUGCGCAUGGUGUACCGCAAAAUCACCUACGGCCAGCGAACCACCGGCCCACCAAGCGGGGAUGCGGUAAUGAAAUCGGAUCUCGUGUCGCAACCAGGAAGCGAAAAAGUUUUGGUCUUCGAUCCCCCUGUUGCACCCAACGUCAAGUCUUCCAAAUUGCUGGGGUUACCACCUGCGGGAGUCACUGGAAAGGCAAUUAGGAAGCUGGGGUUGGUGGAGGUCGCAAAUGAAAAGGCAGCGGAGGUGUUGGGCUUGAGGACGACACCGCCUUUGUCCAGGAGGAAGCGGCAAUCAAGCUCUGAUUAGUUUUAGCCAAUGGAUUCAUGUGAUGGGAGAAAGAUAUCCGAGGUCAUCGUAAUUCGUGCACGCUACGGCUGCGAUAACCUUCAUCCUGCACAAAUUUCGUUAUUCUACGGAGAUCCUCCAACGGCCACUUUCUGGUUUCACGUCUGUCCUGCGGGACGUAUAUCAUAUGACAUUAGAUUUCAAGCAUAAGUGGAGAGUGUUGGGGCAUGGGGAAGAAGUGAUUCGGUAGCCGCAUGCAUCUUAUGUUCAACUGCUUUGAAUUAUUCAUCAAUGUGACGCAUUCACUCAAUUUUUUAUCCUUUAUCUUGGUCUGCUCUUUCAAAAUAGCCAAAAUGUAUUUACAUUAAAAGAAAUCAUAUGCUACAAAUAUUUUAAC